AUGUAUAACAUAAUCGAACAUGAUGUGGUGCUCAUUUUUCUGUUACAAUUAAUUUAAAUUCCAUUUUCAAUUAUUGAACAGAAAUAUAAUUUGUUAAUUUUGAAUUUCAUUGAAGUUUCAUUGAUAAUAGGUAUAUUCUUUAUAUUUUAUGUUAAGUACACUUAAUCACUAUAAAAUUAGACUGUUUUAUUUUUCAUUCAAAAGUAGUUUUAAUGCUAUUUCUAUUGGCUACUUUAUUAUCUAUGUUUGGUUAUACAGAUUUUUGGAUUAUAAUAUAUGUAUACAACCUAAAAAAAGACAUACUAAUCCUUAAUUAAUUCGCACUUAUUUCAAUGUUAAUUUUUUGUAUAAGUCAUUUUAAUAGUGUUCAUUAAAAAUCAUAUGAAUAAACUAUUGUAGAAUUAGUUUUACUCUUUUUAUUUGAUGUCUAUUUGUAAUACAAAAAUUAUAAAAUUGCACAUAACCCAAAUUCAAAUGAGUUUCAAAGACGAUUUAAUAUUAAUCAUUAAGAAAUAAAACGAAAAUGCUAAAAAUCAAAUAUAUCAGAUGUAAACCGUCAAAAUAAAGAAAGAAAUACAUUAUCAAUAAAUCAAAGCACUUAAAAUGAAUUUCACUACCAAAUUUACUAAGCAUAAGAUUCAAUUCCAAGUUUAAAAGAUAUAUUCUAUCCUGAAUGGAAGAAAACUUAUUUUUGUUAUUCUACUGAAGAAUUAUUAUAAGUUUAUGAUAAAGAAAAUUAGAAUUUAUUUUAUAUUCUAUAUAUAACAACAGAGAAAAAUUAUAAAGAAAUUUAUAGAGUAUAAAUAACAAGAAAUAAAAUCUAAGAUUAUAUAUUAAAUUUCACAAGACUUGAUAGUCUAUUAUAUUUUAAAUUAAAAGGAUCUAAAAGAAGAUUUCGAUAACAUUUAUCUUAAAUCUUUUCUCAUAAAUUGAAAACUCCAUUAAAUUAAGCAUUAGCUAAAAUAACAUCAAUGCUUACUGAUUUAAAUGUGUUACCAUACUAAAAAUUGAUACUAUCUCAAAUAUAUAUUUAAUAGAAAUGUUAAUUGUAUGGGAUUUUAGAUUUCUUAGAUUAUGUUAAUUUAGAUUCUCUGACAUUUUAACCUUAGCGUGUAACAUUAAAUUAAAUAAUUUAAAAUGCAAGAGAUUUGAUUAGAGAAUAAUGCAAGGCUAAGUAAAUUUAAUUGCGUAUUUUAAUUGAAAAUGUUCAGUACAAAGAUUAUAAAGGGUAUGAAUAUAGAAUAUUAGUAGAAUCGUUUUUUUAUACACUGACUCUUUGAAAUUAGAAAGAAUAUUAUAUAAUUUAUUAAAUAAUGCUUACAGACAUUCAAAUUAGAAUGGAAUAAUUUAUUUAACAGUUGAAUUAUUUUAAGGAACUGUAAAUUUUGCAAUAAAAGAUUCAGGAAUAGGAAUGACAAGAGAAAUGAUGGCAGAUUAUAAUUUAUAAUUUUAAUAUCAUUUAAAUCCAUCACAUUCAAUAAAGCGUUGUUGGAUUUAUAAAUUAGGAACAACUUUAUUUGUAACUAAUAAAUUAAUUCAUUUAUUGAAUGGUAAUAAGGGUUAUUUAGAAAUUAAUAAAUAAAUAGAGAAUGAAUUUAGGUUUUCUAUAUUAUAAGAAUUGAAUAUCAAUAAAGGUAUAUCAGAAAUAGGGUUUGGUAGUUUAAGUUCAGAUAGAUCAGAAAUAAAUGUUUUAAUAAAUUAAUAAGAUCAUGUUGAUGAAAUAUAAGAGGAAAAUGAGUAGAUAGAAAUUGAACCAAAAAGGUAAGAAAUAAAAAUAGAAUAAUUAAAACAUGUAAAGAAUGUAAAAUAAACAAUUACUUAAUAACCUUCAUUAUAAGUCUAAAGCAAACAUUCAUAAAUGUAUAAUAAAAGAUCUUCAUCUAUUUUUGAUGUGAAUUCAUUUCUAAGACAAUUUAGUUUUAAAGAUCCUGGAGUAGAUUCUAAUUAAGAAUUAAUAGUUGAUAAAGAUUAAUAAAUAAUGAUUGUUGAUGAUGAACCCUUUAAUCAUGAUGCACUUAUAAUGAUGUUAAAAAGAAUUGGAUAUACAAAUUUUAUACAUGCAUAUAAUGGAAGAGAAUGUAUCAAUAAAAUAUAAGAAAAUCAUUUAAAAAUUAAAUUUAUAUUAAUGGAUUUAGAUAUGCCCAUUUUAAAUGGAUUUAAGUAAUUAAUAAAUAUCAUUUAGAGCUACAUCUAUAUUAAUUGAUUUAAUGAAAUCUAAUUAAAUUAAGAAAAUCCCUAUCAUAGCAUGUACUGCUCAUGAUGAUUAUGAAACAGAAACAUAAUGUAAAACUCUUGGUAUGCUCGAUAUCAUUAUUAAACCUGUUUUUAUUAAGUAACUUUAAACUGUGAUCAAAAAUAUUCCUAAAACAUUUUGA
Paramecium sonneborni is the source of this 2375-nucleotide messenger RNA. The record is from the annotation of a GenBank genome assembly. Lineage: Eukaryota; Ciliophora; Oligohymenophorea; Peniculida; Parameciidae.